AUGCAGGAAAAGCCUGAGAAAUGGAACGAUGCUACAAAACGUGAAUUCAUUGGAAGUGCUUUUGAGAAUGGGUAUUGCAAGAAAAAGUGUAGUUUAUUGGUUCUGAUUGCAAUGAUUUGCAUCAUUAUUCUGACGAUUUCUGCUUCUGGUUGGAAUGAUGUUGGGUGGCACAAUGAUUUUAUGCCAACUCCGAACCUAAAUACACUAGCCCGGGAAGGUGUUAUUCUUGACAAUAUGUACUCUCAGCCGAUUUGUACACCGUCACGUGUAGCCUUGAUGACUGGAAAAUAUCCUGCUAAAGUUGGAAUGCAGCACUUUGUUGUGCUACCAAUGCGACCUUACUAUUUACCUGGUAACUAUGCAACACUGGCAGAAAAACUGAAAGAGCAAGGCUAUACAAACCACAUUGUAGGAAAGUGGCAUCUUGGUUCAUGUGAUUGGAAGUAUACACCGAUGUGGCGUGGAUUCGAUUCGCACUAUGGUUGCCAUGAAGGAGUGACGUCAAACUUUGAGACGCAUAUGCUGACAUGGCCGCCCGUUGUUGGGGUCUCAGGACGCGAUUUGCGAGACAACACAGGAUUGGUCACGCAUGAAAAUGGAACACACAACACGAUGUUAUUUUCUGAAAGAGCUGAGAGGAUCGUUAAGAACCACAACCCGGAAUCUCCACUGUUUCUCUACGUUCCGUAUAUGGCGCCACACUUCCCUCUUCAGGCUCCACAAGGAUUCGAAGAAGCUGUACAACUUGAUGAUACAGAUAGGCGUACAUUUGCAGGAAUGAUGGCAGCCAUGGACCAAGGUGUGGGUAAUAUCACACAAGCAUUAAAAGAUAAGGGUAUGUGGGACGACACACUCUUCGUGUUUCUCAGUGAUAAUGGCGGCGAUAAGAUGUUUGCUGGCUCUAACUACCCGUACAGGGGAAACAAGGCGACAAUGUGGGAGGGCGGUGUUAAAGUGCCUGCAUUUAUUCGCGGCAGUAUGUUGAAAACCUCCGGAACUGUUAACAAUGAGCUAUACCAUUUCACUGACAUUUUCGCAACAUUGCUGAAAGUUGCCGGAGGAACUCCAGAUGAGGAUAUUGAUGGCAAGAAUCAGUGGGACAGCUUCUGUAAAGGUAAACCAUCCAAACGUUCGGAAAUUCUUCUUCAUCUCGAUGAACACCCGGUAACCAACGGUGCUGCACUGAGAAUGGGCGACUAUAAGUAUAUGGAAGGAGUCACAAUUAACGUCCCUAUGUUACUCCCUCGGAAUGACAUUGAACAUUUUGAUCAGUGGUUUACGCCAGCGGAAAACCCAGAUGCUUCAACACCUGACGUACCACCGAUAACGGAAAACGUUAACAAUAGAUAUUUGUUCAACAUUAAAGAUGACCCCCUGGAAACUAAUAAUUUAUACAACGAUCCUGCUAAGCAAGAAAUUAUCAAUGAAAUGAAGCAGCGCCUUGAUGAGUUUAGAACAAGUGUGCCUCCAUUCUGGUUCCCCGGAGAAGAUGAAAGUGGUAACCCAGAUAAUUUCGGCGGUGCGUGGUCACCUGGCUGGUGUUAG
This is a messenger RNA of Saccoglossus kowalevskii, 1545 nucleotides long. Its product is annotated as arylsulfatase B-like. Lineage: Eukaryota; Metazoa; Hemichordata; Enteropneusta; Harrimaniidae. Gene Ontology annotation, molecular function: sulfuric ester hydrolase activity. The record is from RefSeq and is a predicted model, not a curated record.